UAAUUAAUAAAGAGUUGUAAAAGAGAAUUAUCAUUUUAAAGAAACAUAUAACAUUACAAUCAUGUUGAAUUUAACAAGAUAUUGUACUUCAACAAUAAUGAAAAGCAACAUAAUAAAGUUUCUUCCAGUUAAAAAAAAUUUAUAUACAUAUACUCCAAAAUCAGUAAUUACAAAUACAACUCUUACAUUAAUGAAAAGGAAUUCCAUUUUGCAUAAAGAUUUAUUUAAAGGAUAUAAUAUCAUUACAAAAGGAUUUGCGUCAAAAUCAAGUCAGAAAUCAGAUAAAGUUUUGGGCAAAUGGUUAUUAAGUUGUAGUGGCAUGAUUUUUGUAGCUGUUAUUUUAGGAGGUGUAACAAGACUUACAGAAUCUGGUUUAUCCAUGGUUACUUGGAAAUUACUUGGAGAAAAAAUGCCAAUUACUGAAAGUCAAUGGCAUGCAGAAUUUGAACGUUAUAAACAAUUUCCUGAAUAUAAAAUUAAUAAUCAAAAUAUGACAUUGGAAGAAUUUAAAAGAAUUUGGUGGAUGGAAUAUUUGCAUAGAAUGUGGGGACGUUUGAUAGGUGCUGUUUUUAUAGUUCCAGCUACUUAUUUUUGGGCAAAAGGUAUGCUAAAACCAAGCAUGAAAAUCAGAAUAACCAUUUUGGGUUCAUUAAUUGGUUUACAAGGACUCAUGGGUUGGUAUAUGGUUAAAUCGGGUUUAGAAGAUCGUUUCGUGGAACCCUCAGACGUACCCCGCGUCUCACAGUAUCGUUUGGCUGCGCAUUUGGGAAUAGCAUUUCUAUUAUAUACAGGAUUUUUAUAUAAUGCUUUAAAUUACUUGGUUCCUGCUCAAAAAUUAACUCUUAAUAAUUCAAAUGUUAAUAUUAGUGAUCUGAAAUCAAAACUGAAGAAAUUUAGAAUAUUGGUUCAUUUAACGAAAGGACUAGUCUUCUUUACUGCUUUGUCCGGAGCUUUCGUUGCAGGAAUGGAUGCAGGUCUUAUUUAUAAUACAUUUCCAAAAAUGGCAAAUAAAUGGAUACCAGACGAUAUAUUUGCGAUAUCACCUACAUGGAAAAAUUUUACUGAAAAUCCAACUACAAUACAAUUCGAUCAUCGAAUUCUGGGUAUUACAACUUUAUCAUUAAUAACUUAUAUUGCAAUUGCAUCUCGUAAAUAUAAACUUCCGGGUAAUGCAAAAAAAGCUGCAAUAGCAGUUCUUUGUGCUGGCUAUUUACAAGUGCUAUUAGGUAUUUCAACAUUGUUGUAUCAUGUACCUUUACCAAUAGCUGCAUCUCAUCAAUCUGGCAGUCUUAUUGUUUUGAGUACAAUGAUAUGGUUAUGUCAUGAAUUAAAAUAUUUAAAAUAUGUAUUAAAAUAAAUUUAUAAAAUAUCCUGUA
Apis mellifera (honey bee) is the source of this 1376-nucleotide messenger RNA. RefSeq names its product cytochrome c oxidase assembly protein COX15 homolog. Gene Ontology annotation, biological process: heme A biosynthetic process. Gene Ontology annotation, cellular component: mitochondrial inner membrane. Gene Ontology annotation, molecular function: oxidoreductase activity, acting on NAD(P)H, heme protein as acceptor. The record is from RefSeq and is a predicted model, not a curated record. NCBI's taxonomy places the organism in Eukaryota, Metazoa, Arthropoda, Insecta, Hymenoptera, Apidae. The transcript has 6 exons. Bases 62 to 1357 code for a protein of 431 amino acids.